AAAGAGCAAGGCAGUCACAGCCCGUCGCAUCACAUUGUCACAUUGUCACACAUGUCUGUAACGCUUCACACAAGUCACGGCGAGCUCAAGAUCGAGAUAUUCUGCGAGGCUGUCCCCAAAACGGCAGAGAACUUCCUUGCGCUAUGCGCUUCGAAUUAUUAUGAUAAUUGCAUAUUUCACCGCAGCAUCAAAGGGUUCAUGGUCCAGACGGGCGAUCCUUCUGGCUCAGGAAAAGGUGGCCAAAGCAUAUGGGGGAAACCCUUCGAAGAUGAGUUGCGGUCUACUUUGAAGUUUAACCAUCGUGGUAUAGUCGCCAUGGCGAACUCCGGCCCCGAUACGAACAAGUCGCAAUUCUUCAUAACCUAUGCAAAACAGCCUCAUCUGGACAACAAAUAUACGAUUUUUGGCAAGGUCAUUGAUGGUGCGGAGUCCGCACUUGAUGCCAUGGAACGUGUACCUGUGAACAAUAAGAACAGACCGCUUUCCGAGAUCAAACUGACUCAUGUGACCAUUCAUUCGAAUCCCAUUGCGGACGCUCAGUUAGUCUCACGUUGAUACUAAAACGAACCUUUCGUUUGUUUGAGUGCGAACUCCAAAAUCGUCACAUCAGAUGAAUGUUCUUUACACCUCAGAGUAUGCUAACGCUUAAUAAAACCAACCAGCUCUUUCUGCAACUCUCUUUGUCGUCGCGCUUUGUCUAGGUCAUCUAUGCUUCGCAGAUCAUAGACGAUAUCACGUGUUUUGCCGAAG
Messenger RNA from Suillus plorans, 750 nucleotides. Its product is annotated as cyclophilin-like protein. Gene Ontology annotation, molecular function: peptidyl-prolyl cis-trans isomerase activity. Gene Ontology annotation, biological process: protein peptidyl-prolyl isomerization; protein folding. The transcript is spliced from 6 exons. The record is from RefSeq and is a predicted model, not a curated record. Gene Ontology annotation, cellular component: catalytic step 2 spliceosome. Bases 52 to 555 code for a protein of 167 amino acids. Lineage: Eukaryota; Fungi; Basidiomycota; Agaricomycetes; Boletales; Suillaceae.